ACUCCGGACUCAGUUGUGAAAUAUUCCCCCCAUUGCAAAGUCGCCAACAUGCUGAAGUUGGACACCAAGGCAGGCAUCAUUUUCUCGGGCAUUGUCUCCAUAGUCUUCGCCAUAACUUACUUGGUCCUGAUGGACUACCAUUUCUGGAGAUACGGCCUCUACGACUUGGGAAUACACAGUUCCUCUCUGCAAAUUUUGGGCAGCAUAAGCCUAAUAAUAGGAGCUUGUAAGCACAAGUACAAAUUCUUUGUGCCAUGGAUGAUAACCACUGGAUUCUUCAUCUAUCUGAUGCUUUAUUUGGCCAUUAUACUGUUGACCACCGAUGGAUCGUGGAUUUUCGUCCCUUUGAUGGUCGUGCCGAUUGCAGCUUAUCUCAGCUGCGCUUUGUACUCGGUGCAAAAGGCCCUUGACAGGAUGCGCAAGGAAGAGCCGCCAGCAUACUCGAAUUUGUCAGACAAAAGGGGUUUUAUUAACCAUAUAUAGGGCAAGGCAAAUAAUCGCCAAUGUACAAGUAUAAAACUUUUGAUAAGAUAAGAUUAAAACCAAAGCUUUAAAGUCAUUAUGGGGGCACAAUCUGGAAUGAUCAGAUCUCGUACUUAGUCACCACACCCAAAAAAACGCCAUUAUUUAGGUGUAAAUGUGAUACUAUUGAGUGUAAAAUAAUCUUUGAUACGAAAGACAUGAAAUUGAUCCUAAUAUAGGAUCAUUUCGAAAAAGUUUUAAAGAUAAAGCUUUAAAAGGAUCACUAGCCAAGUUGAUCUAGCCAUGUCCGUUUGUCCGUCUGCCUGUCCGUACGAACGCUGAGAUCUCGGUGGCCACAGUUUUCAUGCUAGACAACUUUUUUUUUUUAACGUAUACACAAAUAGCCGGUAGGCUAUUGCUCCCUUUAACUGAGUAAGGGGUAUCUGAUAGUCGAGGCACUCGAAUAUAGCGUUCUUCCUUGUUUUGUUUAUGAACUGACUUUUGAAAUAUUUUUGUUGUAAAUCAAAUACUUAAAUUUUGUAUGUUCUUAGGAUGCGCUUUUCAAAAAUGGCGCCCUUCGCAGCCCUGGCUGAUAACAAUCGAAUAGCUUUCUCUGUCGUAAAAUAAUGUAUCAAGCCGCAUAUGACCUUUCCUGACCUUGAUGUACCAAACCAAUAAGCUUCUAUGUAAUGUAUAUAAAAACAAGUCGAUAAAUCACAACAAACCCACCCCUAAAUGAAAAUUAUUUAAUACAUAAUAUAUAUAUGUUUUAGCUUAUAAAUGUUUAGCUCAUCUUGGACUUUGAAUGUUUUGCCGGCAAAUCGAAGCCCAAACAAACAGCAUCCGCAUAGAUUCCAAAGUGCAGCGAUAAGAAACUACACAGAUGUUUGCAUAAUCUCAAAAUUGCCGAUUCCCAGAGUUUGCAGACAUACGUAAAUAGAACUUUCUAUACUUAUGCCAUCCGGUUGAGUUUGGGGUGGCUCCCCGACGACAUAUACACACCAGCACAUACGUAUUUUAGCAAGUUUUGCCGGCGAUGCCCUGAUAUAACCUUCCCACGACCUUGAGCUUACACAAGCCAAAUACACAACUAUGCACAAUAAUUUAUUUUUUAAAUAGCUGGCGUUUAAAUACAGUAACAGAGCGAUACUUUAUUCAACAACAAUAAAUAUAUGUAUUCGUGUA
Messenger RNA from Drosophila biarmipes, 1647 nucleotides. RefSeq lists its product as uncharacterized. The record is from RefSeq and is a predicted model, not a curated record. The transcript has 4 exons. The coding region runs from base 49 to 483 and encodes 144 amino acids. NCBI's taxonomy places the organism in Eukaryota, Metazoa, Arthropoda, Insecta, Diptera, Drosophilidae.